CAAUCAAUAGUCAAAUGGAGUCCACAGCCAAUGAUAACAUAAGUGAAGAUGCUGUCAGUCAAGUUUUGGGGAAAGAUAGACCUGGGAGAAUUAGAGGUUUGGGAAGAGGGAUUACUGCAACCAAACUAGCAUUCCUACAGGUUUGGUGCAAAAUCUUGAAGCAAAACAAGCCGAAUUGCUUAGCCAGAUUCUAGACCUGAAAAGUGUAGUCAAUGACUUAGCUGGAAAAAGGAAACACUCUGAAACUAUGGGAGCUCAAUCUGAGGUUAGUGAUGUCAGUAGAGGAGUUAGGUGUCAGCUGCUUGAAUGGGGUUCAACAGAAGAUGUUAUUAUCGGGGAAGGAGAAUUCUGCUCUGCUAAUCCAGCAUACAAGAUUGGUCGCAUUCCACUUGGUCCCAAUGCGGCAGCUGUUGUUGUCAAAUCUGUAACAGACAAAGAUUCACCAUUGUGGAGGCCUACCCCAACCAUGUUCUCACUUGGGGAAGCUGUGGGACUCAAAAUUCCUUGGCAAGCUGAUAAGGUGAUUUUGGAUGACAACUACCCAAAAAGUCCAAAUAGAACUUCUGAUUCCAAGGAGACAAUAUCAGAUGAGUCAAUUCAAAGAUGCAAAGUUUUUGAUUGGAAUUCUCAUGGUGAAGUUAUUGCUGAGGGUGUUUUAUGUUCCACUGAUCCUGCCCAAAUGGUCGACAACAUUCCCCUUGGUAAAAAUGCUGCCAUUGUGAAGAUUGACCUUAUUGUGAAGGCUGCGUCUUAUGUGUGGAGGCCAUCAGCUACAGUACUUGUGAUCUCUGAUGCACUCGAUCAAGAAGUCCCAUGGCCAAUUAAUAAGAUAGAAAUCAUCACUCAAAAUGCAGGGGAUGAUUCAGUGAGGAAAUCGCCUGGGAAUACAAGUACCAACUCUGGUUCCAGCAAAGGAGUAAAGAAGAAGUAUAUUAUUAAGUUAUGA
Molecule: messenger RNA, 946 nt
Organism: Arabidopsis lyrata subsp. lyrata
Lineage: Eukaryota; Viridiplantae; Streptophyta; Magnoliopsida; Brassicales; Brassicaceae
Exons: 5
Coding region: 248-946 (232 amino acids)
Source: RefSeq, a predicted model, not a curated record